Molecule: messenger RNA, 1258 nt
Organism: Ruditapes philippinarum (Manila clam)
Lineage: Eukaryota; Metazoa; Mollusca; Bivalvia; Venerida; Veneridae
Exons: 2
Coding region: 9-1178 (389 amino acids)
Source: RefSeq, a predicted model, not a curated record
UGUUCAAUAUGGCGGAAAGCAUGUUGCAAGGAAAUUCAACACACUUGCCAAGCAAAGAAAUAGACAGUGCUUCGUUGAAGCCAAGUACUUCUGGUGUAAAACAGACUGAAUCAUCUUCCUGUAAGAAAGAAACAUCAAAAAAGUCUGAAAAACAGCCUGUGAAAGCAUCUGGGUCGUCUGUUAAGUCUAAGACCAACGUUUCAUGUGAUACUGAAGUGUUAAAAAUUUUGCAACAAAUGAACUCUAACAUCAAUAAACAGGGUCAAGAUUUGAAAAAUUUAUCAGAUAGAGUAGAUUCUAUUUAUGAUGACUACUAUAAUGCUCCCCAAUAUGCUCAUGAGUAUGAGUCAUAUGAUGAUGAUCAUGAUGAUGGUAGUUUUUGCCCAGACAGGUAUAAUAAUACAUGUACAGGUGAAAAUGAUGAGGAUGAUGAAAAUUGUCCAAGACAGCUUCAACCUUUACCUAAGAAACAGAAGACAUUAUUUGAGGGUCUUUCUGAUAAGUUCCUUCUUGCAGACAAGGUUGACACAAAAGUAAAUGAAGAUCUUGCCGAGCUUGUAAACAGAUCAUUUAGGAACGGUGUUCCUGAAGAGACGGUGCAAGAAAUAAUAAAGGGAAUUUUGAGACCCCAAAACUGUGAAUCCUUGACCAAAACAAGAGUUAAUCCAGGUAUGUGGAGAUUGUUAAAGCCUCAAACUCAAACUGAUGAUGCUAAGAUGCAGUUAAUUCAGAAUUGUGUUAUUAAAGCCUCCAUUAACAUUGUCAAAUUGUUGCAUAAACAGGGUGAUACUGAUUCUGAAACAUUCGAGUUGGGAUCCAAUGCUUUGGCGUUGCUGGGCCAUUCUAACAAGCUUCUUAACAACAAACGAAAAGAAUCCCACAAGAAUGAUUUUUAUCCGAAAUUCUUUCCUCUGACGUCGCCCAGUUUACCAUUUACAGAUUUCCUGUAUGGAAAUGAAACUGACAUUAACAAGAAUGUCAAAGAUAUACAAGACAUGAGCCGAAUUGGUAAAGUUGGUCGUGCUCCUCGUGGAAGAGGGUACAGAAAUUUUCCGUACCGUAGAGGUGGUCGCUCAUUGAGACGAGGUUACAGAGGUAGAGGGUUUAAGCCUUCUGAAACUGCAUCAUUUUCGAGUGCAGGUUAUUCAAAAAACUUCAAGGAGGGGCAGAAGAAAUAAAACAGUUUAGUGGGACGAGUUCUUCAGAAGCUGAGGCAGGACCAAGCAGAAUGCAUUAUGUUGGUGCCACUGUGGCCAAC